Molecule: messenger RNA, 342 nt
Organism: Gossypium arboreum
Lineage: Eukaryota; Viridiplantae; Streptophyta; Magnoliopsida; Malvales; Malvaceae
Product: classical arabinogalactan protein 11
Exons: 1
Coding region: 1-342 (113 amino acids)
Source: RefSeq, a predicted model, not a curated record
AUGGCACGCCAAGUAUUUGUCAUUGCCCUUGCUUUCAUGGCUGUUGUUGGGGCAUUUGCUGCCAAUUCUUCACCUUCCGCGUCGCCAUCUUCUUCUCCUGCUGCCAGCCCCGCAGGUGGCCCAGCUAGCGACCUUGCUUUUUCCCCUGGUGUCGAGAGUCCAAAUGAAAGCGAGGGCCCAAGUGAGGAACCAAGCGAGGACCCAAGCGAAGGCCCAGCGGCGGACGAACCCGCUGCUGACUCUCUAGAUGCCGACUAUUCUGGUGGUGAUGCCCCUGCUUCUGGCCCUGCUGGUGCUAAUGCCCCAGCAUACGAAGCUCCUCCAGCCGAUGCUGCUGCAUAA